Molecule: messenger RNA, 945 nt
Organism: Chondrus crispus (carragheen)
Lineage: Eukaryota; Rhodophyta; Florideophyceae; Gigartinales; Gigartinaceae
Exons: 1
Coding region: 1-945 (314 amino acids)
Source: RefSeq, a predicted model, not a curated record
AUGCCCGCCGAGCACGCAUACAAGCGGCCCUUGUUCCCCGCGCUCACGGCCUACCUUGCAAAGGCCGCGGGGGAGUUCCGCGACGCACCGCGCGCGGCCAUCGCAACGCCGCGGACCGUCACGAAAAUCGUGCUGCCGCUCGGGCACGGCGAACUCGUCGUCGCCUUGGCGGGGGAGCGGCGGCGCGCGAGAUGGGCACGGCUGCAGGCGGAGCGCAUGCACGAAAUUCGUGCGUUCGUGGGGCAGAGGGACUACGUGCUCCCGGGCGGCGUGCCGCUGGAUGUACGCCAGGGGAAGCAUGCGCGCUGGUUGGAGAGGCGCGCAGAAGAGCGGAGACAGGACGCAAGGGAGGUCGUGGAGAGGCGCGUCGGGGGUUUGGAAGCGGGGAGUGAGGAGCUCAGGAGGGUGUGUGGGAGGGGGAUUCGCGCUGACCGAAGGGGGUAUGUCCAGUUUUUGGCGCGUGCGAGGGAGGGUUUUGACUGCGGGAUGCCGGGGUUGCUGAGCAUGGGAGGAAAGGGCGUCGCUGUGGGGGACACGUUCGAGGAGGUGCGGAAGCGGUACGCCGGGCGACCGGACGAGCUGUAUCGGCGCAAAACGGCGCGCCGGUUUGCGCGGUGGCGGCGGCAGAAGUUGGAGCGGGAGGCGGAGCUGUCGCGGACUGCGUCGCGCGCAGAGAGUGAGAUGAAGAGGCGCCGUGGGUACGAUCACCUGCUCACGGACCGCAGGGCUGGGGACUCGUCGUUUGCGCCGUUCUUGUAUGAGUUGGAAGGGAAUGCGUACGCGUUUUCGUCCAAGAUUACCGAGGCGCCCAAGCUGAGAAAGGUCAUGAUUGAUAAGUACUCGGCGCGGGAUGGGGCGACAGUGACAGAUGGAUGGGAGAGGGCGCAGCAGGUUGCUGAACAGAAUCCCCUAUUUCAUACUAGGGUGAUGAACCGGUUCACUUAG